AUGGGGAGCAUCUCCCCCGGCGGGAGUAUAGCUUUGGGAAUCCUUGUCGGCCUGAUAUCGACCAGCGUCCAAAGCCUUGGUCUCACCUUGCAGCGGAAAUCGCAUAUUCUCGAAGAUGAAAAGAGUCCCCAUGAUGUGCGGCGCCCACCAUACCGGAGGCGGAGGUGGCAGCUAGGCAUGGGAAUGUUUGUUAUCGCAAACCUAUUGGGCAGCACGAUUCAGAUUUCCACGCUUCCAUUGCCUGUACUUUCGACCUUGCAGGCCGCCGGCCUCGUAUUUAACUCGAUAUGCGCGACAUUGAUCCUGAACGAACCGUUUACGCGAUGGUCUCUCUGCGGCACGCUGUUGGUGACGACUGGCGCUGUGUUGAUUGCGAUAUUCGGGGCCAUACCAUCUCCGGCACACGACUUGAAGGAGUUGCUCAUUUUGCUGGGAAGACGGCCCUUUGUCGUCUGGAUGAUAUUACAGGCCCUGUUUGUCUUGGGCCUCGCCACCGUUACAGAUGUCGUCAACAACAUGUCGAGCAUUUCACACAACUCUCGAUUCAGACUUGCGCGUGGCAUUAUAUACGGCGUCAUCAGUGGAGAUUUGUCGGCACAUGCGUUGCUUUUUGCCAAAUCAGCGGUAGAAUUGUGCAUCAAGACCGUCGGCGGCAAUAAUCAAUUUUCUCAUUGGGAGUCUUGGGCCAUUGUUCUCGGCCUGGUCUCCCUCGCGCUCUGUCAACUUUACUACUUACAUCGAGGGCUGAAGCUAGUCUCCACCUCGGUUCUUUAUCCGCUUGUGUUUUGUGUAUACAACAUUAUUGCCAUUCUAGAUGGACUAAUAUAUUUCAACCAGGUGAGCUUGAUUCCGCCGCUGCAUGCCGGGCUCAUCGCCCUCGGCACGGUUAUCCUGCUCUCCGGUGUUCUCGCCCUUUCGUGGCGGCUCAGCGACGAACAACAUGCUCCAGGGGUCGGUCAGUCAACGCUGGCCCCGGGACUUGGGCUCGUCGACGAUACAGAAGGGGAAGAAGAGUCCCUGCUUAGCUCGGAGGCUGCCGUGGAGGAGGAAAGCAGCUCUUCGGGUUAUCAGACGUUUCCUAUUGCGAACGGCGACACCACGCCUCUGACGCCAACGCAGAAGAAGAAUUUUAGAUGGGCAGAAAGAGCAGAGAUUUGGGGAGAGUUGGAGGAUCAGGAGGAACCGACUACUCCGACAGGACGCUUGCGUUCAACGACUUUGCCUGGACGAUCAGAAGUCUCUCCAUUGCUACCUCCUUCGAGGAGAUCAGUCAGCGGUACCUCAGCCGCAGGUGGCGAGGCCGGUCCGAGCAACGAGUCUACCCCUCAUAGAUUUGGUAGGAGGAGGAGAAGUACGGGAUUUCCGGGUCUGGUUGCACGCCGAAACAUACGACAGCGGCAAUCCUCAAUAUCGGGGUCUAUCGGUGGCCUGCUUCAAUCUAUACCAUGGCUUAGAGGGCGUGGGAAACGAUCAUCGAUGAGUAGCUCCAUAACGGGAGACAGCAUGUCGCGACGGUACGAUGAUGACAACGGAGAUGAUGCACCAAGUCAAAGGGGAAGAGGAGGCAACGAUUCGGCUGUAUAA
Molecule: messenger RNA, 1584 nt
Organism: Pochonia chlamydosporia 170
Lineage: Eukaryota; Fungi; Ascomycota; Sordariomycetes; Hypocreales; Clavicipitaceae
Exons: 2
Coding region: 1-1584 (527 amino acids)
Biological process (GO): magnesium ion transport
Cellular component (GO): membrane
Molecular function (GO): magnesium ion transmembrane transporter activity
Source: RefSeq, a predicted model, not a curated record